Anopheles merus is the source of this 3677-nucleotide messenger RNA. RefSeq names its product pantothenate kinase 3 (gene fbl). Gene Ontology annotation, molecular function: pantothenate kinase activity; ATP binding. Bases 627 to 2390 code for a protein of 587 amino acids. The transcript has 6 exons. Gene Ontology annotation, cellular component: cytosol; nucleus. NCBI's taxonomy places the organism in Eukaryota, Metazoa, Arthropoda, Insecta, Diptera, Culicidae. The record is from RefSeq and is a predicted model, not a curated record. Gene Ontology annotation, biological process: coenzyme A biosynthetic process.
GAGCGGCGUGUCUCAGUGUCUAUUAACCACUGGACGGUCGCGGUUCGCCCACACGACGCUCUUGACGCGCGCACCCAGCACAUAGCGUCGGUCAAACACUGUUUUUGAAAAACGGUCCGCGAAACUAGCGCCCUAUGCAACGCCCUGUGCUUCUGGUGAAGGGGUAUAUCAGGCGAUAGAGAUCGGAUGAUCACGCGCCACUCCACGUUCGCAUCAACGAGCGGCUCCUGUGACGUGUUUGUGCGGUUUUUGGUUUCUGGCAAGUGGUAAAGUCGUCCGGCGAAUGAUACAACAAGCGCGCAAAGUUUGGUGAAAUUCACGCUUCUAACAACCCCGUGUUUGAGUUUCGCGAGAGAAAGAAGUCGCCGCCGAAAGAAACCGUUAGUGUGUGCUUGUGUGUGUGUGUGUGUGUGUGUCUGCUCCUGUUCCUUCCGAGGUCAUCCUCUGUCCGCUUCGCAAAAAAAAGCGGGAAGUCUCGGUAGCGACGGCGGCAGCAGCAGCUGAGUACUGUUUCGUGCGGUGCGGCAGGAAUUUCUCACAGUUUCACCGUGGCGCUGAACGCGUACAUCGAGCGGGGCAUCCGGCUGCGCCAGGAGCGAGCCCUCGAGCAAUGGACGCACACACGCAUGGACGCGCUGGACAGCAGCAGCAGCCAGCCGCCGCUCGGCCCGCAGCUCUCUAGUGCCAUAUCGCGCUGGAUCCUGUACGGUACCGUCGUGCCGAGCGUCCACGUCACGCCCAACGGCACGCACCGGCAUCAUCAUCAUCAGUACGCGACGCACUCGGUCGCCUCCCACUAUCACCGUCCGCUCGUGCGCAGACCAUCGUACCGGCGCAAAAUGUCGUCCACCGAAAGCGGCGCCAGUGGUAGCAGCAGCCCCACGACCAGCCCCAAAGUGUCCUCCUCCCCGGUGCAGCAACAUCGCCGUCGGACGGCGGCGGCGGCACCCUCACCGCAACAGUCCCGUCGCCGCACGGGUCGGGAUCUGCAGCGUACCGCCACCGCCAACUCGUCACAUUCCUCGGCCGGAUCCAUUACCUCCAUACUGUCCAGCCUGUCGUCGGCGAACAGUGGUGGAAGCCAGCAGCAGCGCAAACAACGUCGCAUCAAGCGACGAACCGCCCGCAAGUCGGCAACGGCGGAAGCGAAAGGGGCCCGGCCCAGCGCACGCAGCAGCAAAAGCAACGGCAGCAGCAGCAGCAACAGCAACAACAAAGCCAACACCGACACGCGAUGGACCGACGAAAGCCGGUCGGAAUCGUCGGAACAUUCCAUUGAGGGGCCAGUGUCGAUGCCCUGGUUCGGCAUGGACAUUGGCGGCACCCUCACGAAGCUGGUGUACUUCGAGCCGAAGGACAUCACGCCGGGCGAGCUGGAUCAGGAGGCACGCAUCCUGCGCAACAUUCGGCGUUACCUGACGAAAAACUCGGCCUACGGCAAGACCGGCCACCGGGACAGCCACCUGCAGAUGGACGACGUGGUGAUACGCGGCCGGCGCGGCUCGCUCCACUUUAUCCGCUUCCCCACGUCGGAGAUGCUCAGCUUUCUGAAGCUCGCCAAAUCGAAGGGCAUGGCCCAGCUGGUGACGACCGUCUGCGCGACCGGGGGCGGUGCGUUCAAGUUCGAGGAAGACUUCCGGCAGCACGUCAACAUGAAGCUGGCCAAGUUCGACGAGCUGGAUGCGCUGAUCAAGGGCAUCCUCUUCACGGAAACGCACAACAAAUGUGAAUGCUACUUUUGGGAGAACGCCAACGAAAUUAGUAGUACGAAGAAAAAGUUCGACUUUAGCCAACCGUACCCGUUUAUACUGGUGAACGUCGGGUCGGGCGUCUCGGUGCUGGCGGUGCGCGGCCCGGACAACUACAAGCGCAUCUCCGGCACGAGCCUCGGCGGCGGUACAUUCCUGGGCCUGUGCUGUCUGCUCACCGGCUGUGAAACGUUCGAGGAAGCAAUACAGUUAGCGACGAAGGGCGAUCAUAAGAAGGUGGACAAGCUAGUGAAAGACAUUUACGGUGGCGACUACGAGCGGUUCGGGCUGCCCGGCGAGCUGGUCGCGUCAAGCUUCGGGCAGAUGCAUCUACAGGAAAGGCGGCAAAGCGUCAGCAAGGAAGAUCUAGCCCACGCCAUCCUCGUGACGAUCACCAACAACAUUGGUUCGAUCGCGCGCAUGUGUGCAAGCAAUGAGAAGAUCGAGAAGGUGGUGUUUGUGGGCAACUUUCUGCGCGUGAACCCAAUAUCGAUGAAGCUGCUCGCGUACGCGAUGGACUACUGGUCGAAGGGAACGCUCAAAGCGCUGUUCCUCGAGCACGAGGGCUACUUCGGUGCAGUCGGGUGCCUUUUGCAGUUCAACGGUGAGCUGCACGCACAAGUCGGUGAUUUACUUACUUAGACUAGUAGAUAGGAAGGUAACGAAACAGUGAUGGGAGUGGGAAGACGCGAGAGAACAGGGCAAUAGGCGCCGGCGGUGAUACCUUUCUCUCGUGGUUGUUUUACUACGCGCUAAAUUAGCUUGUUCGUUUUGAUCUAGUUCUUGUAAAAAGAGAGAGAGAGAGCGCGCGAGAGAGAUCUUCUAUACAAUUGAGUGAUAGCUUUUGAAGCUUCUGAAUCGAUUCAUUUUCAUCAUCCUAACCUGCAAAAAGAUUUGGCAAAAUCAGCUCACUCGCUCUCUCGUAAGGUUCUAGGUGUGACCUAACAGCGGAGUAGCCAACAGAAAACAAGGAAAAACACAUUCACUCCUGCGAAAAUUAGUUAAGCGAUGAGCAAAACAAAAUCCCCCCCCCGCAAACAAUCAGCCCCUUUUGCCGUCAGUCCAAUCAUAGCGUAACAUAAUUUAACUUUGCCAAAUCAUGUCCCCGCAUCCCCGCUGGUCCGGCACAUUGAUAGGCAAGGCGCGCGGCCCAUGACGAUCUUUCGACGAAACUUAUUCAACAUAUUUACAACGAGUGAGAUUCAUUAGACACAGGGAGCGCACAGGCGGAAGCUCUUUAGUGCAGCAGGCAGCAGCAAACACACACAAAACAACGGAACCAGGAUAAGUAGUAGCUAAGGUAAUAGGGCGCGUAAGGCAGUGACACUUUGCACCGGGUUGAGGAAGCUUAGUGUAAGUUUAAAACAAUGUUAAGUCGCUGUGGGAUAUAAAACGAGAGAGACAGAGAGAGAGAGAGACAGAGAGAGAGAGAGAGAGAGAGAGAGAGAGAGAGAGAGAGAGAGAGUGAAAGAGAAAAUGAGCGGCAUUGGUGGGGGAAUAGCAGGUGCUCAUUUGCAGUGAUCGCGCGAGAUCAUCGCGUGUUCGGCAGGAGUCGGUAGGAGUAGUAGUGGGUAAAUGUUAUUAAUUAUUAUUAUUAGUUUUAUGGUUAUUAUUAUUAAUUUUAUUUUAGAUUGUUAGUAAGAAGCAAGCGUGUGGAGGGCAAACGAUUGGCAACUGUUUUUUUGAGUUCAAAACUCGACCGUGUAUCCCAUUGUGGUUCAUAUGAAAAAACGAAGACGGUUAAACCCGAAAGCGACGCUAAAAUGUAGGGAUUUUGUUUGAUCCUGUCUCCUCCGACUGCGCAAGAAGUGCGAGGUGAAGUGUUUUAAAACCGAAAAUCGAAAUUCAAUCCAAUGGCCAAUCACUAGCUGCUAAUUUUUACACACAAACACUCAAUCUUACAAAUACAACAACAAAAAACGAACGUAU